This is a messenger RNA of Anopheles moucheti, 1118 nucleotides long. Its product is annotated as leucine-rich repeat serine/threonine-protein kinase 2-like. The record is from RefSeq and is a predicted model, not a curated record. Bases 16 to 1083 code for a protein of 355 amino acids. The transcript has a single exon. Gene Ontology annotation, cellular component: extracellular matrix. Lineage: Eukaryota; Metazoa; Arthropoda; Insecta; Diptera; Culicidae. Gene Ontology annotation, molecular function: protein binding.
CUCCCCCGUGUCGUGAUGGUUCCCCGAAUCUCGCGGCCGCUUCUGCUGCUGCAGACAGCCGUACUGCUGACACUGUCCGGGUGCAUUUGCCGAGCGCAGCCCAAGAACUACAAGUGCUCCAUAAUAAAUGAGGCCGGAUUUUGUUUCGUCGAGAACGUGUAUCUCGAUGUGACCACCAACGGUAUCGGUGGGGACUCCUCGAGUGCGGAUAUGCGGGUGCAAUUUCCACGCCACCCGACGCUGCUCAUCAAAUCCGGUGCGAUACCAUACUUCGGGAAGGACAUUUUUGCACUGCUGGGCAGCACCCGACAGCUGCAUGUGUACAACAGUACCAGCAUCAAGCAUCUCUUCAUACCGGUGACGAACCUGACGGAGAUCAACGUCCAGCGUAACGGACUCGCGGAGUUUGACGUGGAACCGGUGGAAAACCGUGAACUCAAGGUGCUCUCCAUCGUCCACAAUGGGUUGAUCAACGUGCCGCGCAACAUCCGCUAUCUGGUGGGUUUGGAGAAGCUGUACCUCUACAACAACUCGCUCGAAUACUUCGACCUGGAGAUGUUGACGAACGCCACGGGUACGCUGAAAAUCCUUUCGAUCUACGAUAACCACAUCAAAACGCUCGACUCCCGGGCCGCUUUACAUUUCCCGAAGCUGCAGACACUGUCGCUGAGCAAGAACAAGCUCACGUUCGUGCCGUACCUGGAGGAAUCGUUCCCAGCCGUUACGGUGGUGUCGCUGCGCAAAAAUCCUUGGAACUGCAGCUGGCUGCAGACGAUCAUGCAGUAUAUAGAGGCGCGCAAAAUUCAGGUCGUACGCAAAGAUGCCACCUGCCGCGAUCGGUGGAUCAGCGAGAUCUGCUGCACGUACACGGUGCUAGACUUUAUGUUCGAUCGCCAAGCUGCGCAAAUGCAUCGGCAGCAGCAACUGCUGCGGAAUGUUUCGCACGAAAAUCAGCGAUUAGUCAACGCGGUGCAUCAGCUGGCGGAUGAUUUGCAUCGGUUGCAGUUGCGAGUUGAUCGACAGCCGCAACACACGACCGGGAAGAGUACGGCCGACGAUGCGAGGACUGGUGAUGUUGUGUAGCUAUGCAGGUGUGGUGUGUAUUACGAGCGCAAUAA